AUGUACGAUCUCGGGUGGACCAGACCAGGAUUUUUUGACGAGGCUGAAGAUGAAAUGGCUCUUCAUCACGCUACCGCAAGAUACCAUGCAUUUCUGGACUUGAUGGCUUCUUCGCCUGCAUCGUUCUUCGUCCCAACUCUCGACAUCGAUCUAGUGUGGCACACGCAUCAGCUCAUGCCUGGAAAGUAUCAAGCGGAUUGCAGCACGUAUGUUCAUCAGUUCAUUGACCAUGAUGACAAAGUUGAAGGGCUCAAGCUCUCUUCCUCCUUCGAUGCGACCUGCCGAGCCUGGAUGAAGCGGUUCGGCGUCCGAUACUCCCAUUCCUACACGGCCCCACCUCCAGCACCCGCCCCGCAUCUUUCGCCAUACACGAACCGUGCGGACGUCCUUGGGGCGACACACCCAAGUGAUCACAAUGCCGUGCACUUCGACAGCCAUAGCAAGAGCGCGAACGAGACGACCGCGCGCAUGUAUGCAGAGCUCAAGGCGGCGAAGAAAGAGGCGGCGAGGAAGGCUGAUAAGGAUGCGAUCUCACACGGCGCGACGUCCAUGCCGCCGCAUUCGUAUGGCCAGGCGUGGAACUCGAGGGGGUGGAAUAGGACGGGGUUCAGACCUGCUUUCCUCGUUCCCGUGCCGCUGAUAGCUAUGGGCGCAGCUGAUGCUGGCUGUGUAGCUGUUCACGGGACCACGGUCGCGCCGCCUGUUGGUUGUGCUAGCGUGAGUCGAUUUUACCUCCUAGCAGCUGCGGUGGAUCCGGAGGAGGAGGAUGGAGCUCUUGCGGCGGCGCGGGGUCAAGCUCUGGAUGUGGUGGUGCUGGUGGUGGGGGUGGAGGGAGCUCGAGUGCAUGUGGUGGGGGUGGAGGCGGAGGCGGAGGCGGAGGCGGCGGCUGUGGAGGAGGAGGAGGCGGAGGAGGCGGAGGCGGAGGCGGAAGUGGUGGGUCUUGAAUUCCUCGUCACUGGAAACCCAUACUGA
Cyclocybe aegerita is the source of this 972-nucleotide messenger RNA. The record is from the annotation of a GenBank genome assembly. Lineage: Eukaryota; Fungi; Basidiomycota; Agaricomycetes; Agaricales; Hemipholiotaceae.